GUUCAGGCGGGUACCUCCGGUGGUUGGGAGGCAAGUGGAUGUGGUCAAGGAGAUUAAAGACAUCACGACAGAUCGCAAACUGGCCCGGACAUUUUUUAACUCACCCGGUAGUCGUCAAUUUUCACUUUAACGCUACAUUGGGCAAUGUGUGCUUCUAUGGCCGGUGCUCCUACUACUGCUCCACAGAGCACGCAGUGUGCGGCAGGCCCACCAACCUCGAGGCCUCCUUGGCCCUCAUGCUCCCCGACCUUUCCCUGGCCACCCGGAGGAGCUGGCGAUCGCCAUGGAGACGCUCCUACAGCCGGAGCAAGCUGGCAAGAUGGGAGACGGAGUCGGACUACUGCGCGACCAUCAAGAAGACGGCACCCUACGACAAAGGCACAAGGCUGGUGGACUUCGUUGACAUGGUCAUACUGGAUUUCCUGAUGAGUACGUUGAUGCACAUCAUACACAUCUAG
Syngnathoides biaculeatus (alligator pipefish) is the source of this 458-nucleotide messenger RNA. Its product is annotated as extracellular serine/threonine protein kinase FAM20C-like. The coding region runs from base 39 to 458 and encodes 139 amino acids. Lineage: Eukaryota; Metazoa; Chordata; Actinopteri; Syngnathiformes; Syngnathidae. Gene Ontology annotation, molecular function: phosphotransferase activity, alcohol group as acceptor. The record is from RefSeq and is a predicted model, not a curated record. Gene Ontology annotation, cellular component: Golgi apparatus. The transcript is spliced from 3 exons. Gene Ontology annotation, biological process: protein phosphorylation.